AUGAUUAUGUACGGUCCUACUUCAACUUUCAAUGUUUGUGAAUUGUAUCACAAAGAUAAUGUAGUUUGUCCACCCAAGCUUAAGAAGGGUUUGUUUACCACUGCAGCCGUGGACAAUAUUGACCACAACCCGACAUCAACCUCCGCAAAGACUGCUUUUCAUGGGACGGUGAUUACGCUCAUGCAGCAUAAAUUCCCAGAAGAAACAGGUGUCGCCCGCGACUUCGCAACACAGUCAGACAAUGUAACUCCUACAUUGAAUAUGAAGGUCAAGCAGCUUCCUUCGGACUACGAAAUAGUUCCUCCAUGUUUUGUAGACAUAAAGAAGUCAACAUGCCCACAGUCUGAAAUAUACACUCAUGAUGUAUCAACUACCACACCGUUGGUUAUAGAGAAAGACUGGCUAGAGAGUACAAUGACAAAUGAUUUCAAGCCAUGGGCUGCGCAUCAUGCUGCAACUGACAAAGAUAUCCAAGAGCGACACAGCACAGACAUAGCUAUCUUGCCGUUGUUCAGAGAAUAUGCUCAUACACCCGCUAUGAUGCUGCACUCAAUGAACAUAGUAACCAAGGCAACGAAGUUCAUUAAUCCCGACCAGAUUCCCGUAAUUGUCGCCGAUCAACCACUGUAUACCCUUCUAAAACAACUGCAAUAUUUGUUUCCCUUGAAGGUAGGAGAGGACAAGAUUUUAAUAAUGAUGGGUGGACUACAUAUUGAAAUGGCUGCUCUUCGACUAAUUGGACAGUGGUUGAGUGGAAGUGGGUGGGUGGAAGCCUUAGUACAGGCAAAUGUGACGACACAGGGUAGAUCAGAAUCUAUGUUGACAGCAUCACACGUAACACGAACGAGAUAUGCUCAUCAGGUGACUGCCGCAGCUCUGUAUUAUUUGCAGAAAGAGGCCUACCAAGCCCAAUUGGAUGUCGGCGAUGAAGCACAAGGGCCGUUAAUCACUUUCGGAGAGUGGCGUCUGGAAAAAUGCGCUAGCACGCCUCAAUUCAAAUAUUGGGAUUUAGUGCUGAAUCUCGAGCUGAUGAUCUUACAGUUCGUUGGGGCAAUCAGAAAAGGAGAUUAUAAAAUAUACCUAGAUUCCAUAAGAAGAUUACUGCCGUGGUUCUUUGCAUUAGACCACAUAAAUUACUCCAGAUGGCUCUCAGUUCAUCUCAGAGACUUAGUGAACUUAGAAAAAAUGCAUCCAGACUUGUUGAAGCAUUUCGAAAAAGGCCAAUUCGUGGCAAGAAAGACUGAUAGGCCCUUCUCUGGAAUAGCCCUAGAUCAAGCGCAUGAGCAAAUUAAUGCUAUCCUAAAGGGAGAUGGUGGUAAGAAUGCAAAAAAAUACUAA
Cydia strobilella is the source of this 1338-nucleotide messenger RNA. RefSeq lists its product as uncharacterized. The transcript has 4 exons. The record is from RefSeq and is a predicted model, not a curated record. NCBI's taxonomy places the organism in Eukaryota, Metazoa, Arthropoda, Insecta, Lepidoptera, Tortricidae. Bases 1 to 1338 code for a protein of 445 amino acids.